Molecule: messenger RNA, 3106 nt
Organism: Biomphalaria glabrata
Lineage: Eukaryota; Metazoa; Mollusca; Gastropoda; Planorbidae
Exons: 12
Coding region: 215-1963 (582 amino acids)
Source: RefSeq, a predicted model, not a curated record
CUUAAUUAUUUUCUAGUGAUAGCUGAAAUGUUGAGAAUGAAGAAAUUAAAAUACUUAAAAGAAGAGUUUGAUUUAUAUCCUGUUCUAUAAAUAAAGACAUUUGGUAAAAAAAAAAGAAUGAGUACAAUUCUUUAAAUAUUGUUUUGGUUUAGGCCUAUUGUUUCGAAGCGGUUAAACUAGAAGACAUUCUUAGAUAACCACAAAAAUAUAAGAAAUGCAAACGCUUCAGAAUAUAUAUGCUGUUGUUAUAACCUUUAAUUUAAUUUUAAGUUGGAAUAGUAAUAUAAAUGGAUCAGCGAGCAGUGAGAUUGUAAAACUUUUCCCCUACAAGCAGUCUGACAGUAUUACAGCAUGCACCAAAGGUCUUAUAAGUGGACAGGAUAGACUCAUUUUGUAUGGAGAAGUCCUGGUAAAUGACGACACAAAAGAUGGAUACUUAUCUAUUUUAAUUCAACCAUGGCAGUACAUGAUUUUUUGUGAAAUUGGCUUACGCUACUGCCCUUUGUACAUGGAUGAGAAAUGCUAUUGUCUACACAAAGAUAGUAACAGACUACUUUUUGUAUUAAACACUACAGCGGAAAUAAGUUUUAGCGAGAAACAAGUAUCUUUACGCUUAGUUACAUACAACAAGGAAGUAAUAACGCCUUCAAUAAAAAUGCCUUUUAUAAGUGAAUUUCGACCUUGCUCAAAAGUAAUACUAGACAACUGCUCUUUGGUUCUAGAAGAAGGACAAAAUGUUUCUUGUCAUUGUAAACUGGUUUCUAACACACACGUAGAAUCAACGAUUCAUUGGUCAAGUAAAUCGUUCAAAUCUUUUAAUUCUACACUCUCUUUACUUGCUCAAAGACAACUGUCAGACGAGUUCCUAUGUACUGCUACAAUCAAUAUAACAUCUGAGACAUUUACAGCAGCAUAUAAACCCGUAGUCAUUGCUAAGCCCCAAGAGGUGUCGUGCUACGUAACAGUAUUUCAGAAUCAAUGUGUCAAUAUUACAUGCAACAUAAACAACGUUUAUCCUAAAGCAAAAUGUGAAGUCAACUUGGAUAGAAAUCUUUAUACAACUGAAAGUACUGUAUCUUACAAUCAUGAAUUAAUGACAGAAAGUCCACAGUACUUUAACACAACGUGCAUUAUUUUCUUAAAUCAUUCUGACAUUUCUGACGGCAUCAACAAUGUUACGAUAAUAAUAUACCCGUAUGUAGAUAAAGUCCAUGAAACAUCAAGAUAUACAGUCCAAAAGUUUGUAGUACUUACUAAGGCUGUUUUUAAAGACUCCUUUUGUAGAUCUGCCUCUUCAUUUGAAAUAAACAUAACGUGCGAUUCAAACGUAACUUAUCCCGAGGCUGUGUGUUAUUUCGACAUUUUACGAAAUUUGAACAGUACGGUAAAGGGAUAUGAAGCUUAUACUCACACAACUCAGAUUCAUGGCUACUUCACUACAAGAUGUAGUCUUUUUUUACCUUACACUGAACUAGAAAGUGGGCUGUAUCUAAUUAACGUAACAAUGCAUCCAAACAUAACAGAAAAUAUCUUUAUUCUCAAUCACCAUUUUUUAUUUUGGUCUUUAGAAUACAAGCUAGAUAAACCGCUACUCAUGCUAGAAAACUGUAGUCAAAAAGCAAUAGAAGGUCAAAGGAUCAUUUGUAAAUGUAAAGGAAAUGUAGACAUUUUUGACAGAGAAUCGUUCCAAUGGUACAGCAGUUCCUACGAGCUUUUAGCGUACGGAUCUUACAUUGUAGUAUACGCUUUUGGAGAAACGAAAGAGUAUAUCUGUCAAGCAUAUGAUAUCAAAUACAAAAAACUUUUUAAAAUAUCAUACAUUUUGACAAUCAGUAAGUAUUGUAUUUUUAUCAAUCCAAAAAAUAAAAAAAAAUAUUCCAUACAGUCCCAUAGAAACGUGUCAUUUUUAAAAUCAUAUUUUAGUCAUUUUUUAGUUCAGAAAUAUUUUUACUUGUGCUUUUAGCUUCAUCUCUAAGGAAUUAUUAAUGGAGUUGGCAUUUUUUGUUUGUUUAUGUUUAUAAAACACUCUUAUAAUUAAAUUUUGUAAUUUUAUAAUAAAUACAAAGUCUCAAAACUACUCUUUUUGUUAUUUACUUUAAAUUAUCAAACCUUAGAAUUGCAAUGGUCAAUGGUUCUUUAAGCGUCAUACAUUCUGUGUGCAUUUGUUAAAAAGAAAAUCCACCUAAUAUUAUAUUAAUUUUACUUGUUUUCUGUGUGGCGAUGUCUUUUUUACAUAAAUUAUAUCAACACUGUCUGUCUGGAAAAAAGUUUAUUCAUGUUAUUUUUCCGACGUCCAAUCUCGGAUCAAGCUGAAAUUUUGCACAACCGCUUCUUUUACCAGACAACACAAGAAUAAAAAACAUUAAUCAGUUAAUUAACUAAUGGUAAUGAAUUAUUUAGUUUGGUAUCUCGAACAAGGGAAAGAAAUUGUACAUGAAUGAACCUGAUGGUAUAAGCCGAGUUUUUCCCCUUUAUAGGGCGCUGAUUGUUAGUAAGUACGGAGCAAACAAUAAGUAACUUUACAAUCCUCUAUAUUCAUAAGCUCUUACUAGCAGAGAGGUCAGAAUGGUUGAAUGGUUAGAAUGUCGGCUUGAGGAGGCUUGAGCCAAAAGUUCUAAUUAACAUGGUUCCCCCCUUUGUUUUAUGAAUGCUUUUAAUAUGAUAGAAUUUAGACCGAAAUCCUUUUGUUUUUCUAAACCCCUUAAUUUUCCCAUCUGAUUCAAAUAAAAAUAGAGUAGAAAAAAUGUUUAUUAAUUCACAAGAAACGAAACGAUAUAUAUUUAUUUGAAAGCCUUGUAUCAAGUUUGAAAAAAAAACGACAAAGGUAUGUCAUUUUACCAGUUAUUGGAAAAGUUAAAUAUUUUAAAUGCAUGAUUAUGUAGGCUAAUGUUAUGAAUAUAGAAUCCUUCUAUAAAUAGUCAUCUUUCAAUUAUCAUCUAGCCUAUAUAAAGUUUAUGUUUUCUUUUCUUUGUCAGAUUCAAAUCCAGCUUUAACGUUAAAAUCAUUGACAUCGCGAACGUCGGAAAUGUUUAUUUUGGCAGUUAUAUAUAUAUAUAAGUUGCUUUUUUGCGUUUUUGUUGUACAGAAUAAAGGAAGUAUUUAAAAA